Ramularia collo-cygni is the source of this 402-nucleotide messenger RNA. RefSeq lists its product as uncharacterized. Bases 1 to 402 code for a protein of 133 amino acids. The transcript has a single exon. Lineage: Eukaryota; Fungi; Ascomycota; Dothideomycetes; Mycosphaerellales; Mycosphaerellaceae. The record is from RefSeq and is a predicted model, not a curated record.
AUGCAAUACAUCGCAAUGACCCUCCUGGCUCUCCACAGUGCGCUGGCCGCACCUGUCGCCAUCAAGGCACCGGCAUUCGCUGCCCCCAACUCCGACUCCGCAACAUGCGUCGGCUAUACCAACACGGAAAGCCUGACGCACGACUAUUCCAAGGCCUACUUCCAGGUCAACGUCGGCCGUCCAUUUCUGGGAGGCGGUCGAUGCGACGAGCUCAAGGCCAAGAUUGAGACCAAGUUUAACAUUGCAGGCAAGCUCAGCUGUAAAGGAGGCGACAACGACAAGAACACUGUGCUCAAAUUCAAGAGUGAUUUGAACAAGGAAAACUUGAAAAUGGUCAACGCUGGCUUGAGUGCCGCGUAUCCCGAGAUCAGGUUCACAUGUCCUACUGACGUUCGUUCGUAA